Vitis riparia (riverbank grape) is the source of this 1209-nucleotide messenger RNA. Its product is annotated as WAT1-related protein At1g68170-like. Gene Ontology annotation, molecular function: transmembrane transporter activity. The coding region runs from base 1 to 1179 and encodes 392 amino acids. The transcript has 7 exons. Lineage: Eukaryota; Viridiplantae; Streptophyta; Magnoliopsida; Vitales; Vitaceae. Gene Ontology annotation, cellular component: plasma membrane. The record is from RefSeq and is a predicted model, not a curated record.
AUGGCUAGUGGGAAGUUUUGGAAUGUCAUGACAGGGCUGAAGCCAGUCCUGGCAAUGGUGGUGGUUCAAGUGUCACUGGGAGGAAUUAAUAUUAUGUACAAGUUGGCUAAGAGUGACGGCAUGAGCAUGAAGGUUUUAAUCGCCUACAGAUAUAUAUUCGCUGCAGCUUUUACGGUUCCACUUGCUUUGAUAUUUGAUCGGAAGAGUAGGCAAAAAAUGACAUGGAUGAUCUUCUUGCAAGGUUCCUUAUGUGGUUUAUUUGGGGGGUCAUUAGGUCAAAACUUAUAUGCUGAGAGCUUGACUCUAACGUCCGCAACUUUUGCAGCAGCAAUGACUAACAUUAUUCCAGCCAUGGCAUUUGUCCUGGCAAUUGUCUUGAGGAUGGAAAGAUUAGCAAUUGGCACGGUUGCUGGAAAGGCUAAGGUGUUGGGCACUCUAUUAAGCAUAAGUGGUGCACUGGUUCUCACAUUUUACAAAGGAGUAGAGCUCAAUUUGUGGUCAACUAACAUCAACUUGCUGCAUCAUGGUGCAGCAACCUCACAGCAAUCAUCUAAUGAUCAAGUAUUGGGCUCAAUCUUAGCUGUUGUUGCUUGUAUGUGCUUUGCAGUUUGGUUGAUAAUCCAGGCCAAGAUUAGUAUGGUGUAUCCAAGCUACUCUGGAACUGCUCUUACUUGUGUCUGUGCAGCGAUUCAGUCAGUUGUAUAUGCCAUGUGUGCUGAGAAGGAAUGGUCAGCAUGGAAACUUGGUUGGAACAUAAGACUUCUCACUGUUGUUUACACGGGAGUGUGGGCCACUGGAUUGAUGGUUGCAAUAAUGAGCUGGGCUGCAAGGCUGAGGGGGCCAUUGUUUGUAUCUUCUUUCUAUCCCUUAAUGCUUGUAACUGUUGCAAUACUGGGGUCUCUCUUACUCGACGAGCAACUAUACUUGGGAAGCAUAAUAGCAGUAGUGUUGAUCGUAGUGGGCUUGUAUGGUGUUUUGUGGGGAAAAGGCAAGGAGAUGAAGCAGAACGCCCAAGUAGAUGGAGCAAAAAGCUCUACGGAGCCAGAAUUGAGAGGCAUUGUCAUAGAAACCUCAUCCAGUACUAAGGGUAAACCGACCGCAACAAGUACUAUUUGUCCCAUCCAAGCUACUGACCGAGGAUCUGGUGCGGUUUCUCCUGCUGCAGUGGUGCAUGAAUAGCAUCAAUAUAUCAUACUGAUAUCUUUUAUU